AUGGCUUCUAAUUUCUCAUCAUCAACAAUCCUGAAGGGAUCGGAUUUGAUCCACGAAUAUUUUUGCACACCUUGCAAGGCCGACAACUUUAGCAACGAAGCCAAACAUUUCUGUGAGGACUGUAAGAUAUACUUUUGUGAUAACUGUUUGAACUUUCAUGCUAAGAUUCUGCAAGAGCAUACGGUAUACGGCCAGCAGGAGUUUUCUAAAGUGGGCGGACACAAUGAAAUGUGCGCGACUCAUGUGAAAGAGGUGCAAGCGUUUUGUGAAGACCACCAAGAGCUCUGUUGCAGCGUCUGUGUGACCGUUAAUCACAGUCUGUGUAAUAAGAUCCGACACAUACUGGAAGUUGCACGAGGCAUUCACGAUAAACCCGAGUACAAAAAACUAUUUGACAUUAUAACAGCACUACAAGAAACACUGGCCACCGUGAAACAUUAUGAAAACAAACACAGACACGAAAUCCUAGACGCCAGGACGAGGAUCCGCGAAGAGUUCAAAUCUCUUCGGUUAGAAAUCAACAAGUUGCUUGAUGACAUCCAAAAAACCACGCUCGACCAAUUAAAUGGUAUUGUAACUGACUUCGUUCACAAGGUAGAUGGUGACAUAAGCGGAUGUGACCAAGCUCAUGAUUCGCUAAAGGUAUUUAAAGAGAUGCUGCAAUCUGAGAAAAGGGAAAAAUCGUCUUUUAUACAAUACAAUAAAUGUCUACAUGAGAUUAAGUUAGCGGAACGUAUCAUUCACGAGAUGUCUACAAAAUCUGACCAGCAUUUAACAUUUCGACCCGAAAACAAUUGGAGAAAAAUUAUUAGCAAGAUGAAACUGUUCGGAAAAUUAGGAACCAAAUGUGCAAUAAAACCAUACCAUACUUUUAAGGUGGUUAGCCAAUCGAGAUUCAACGUUAAAGCUAUAGAUGACAAAACGAACUGUCAUGUAUCUGGUUUAUGUGAAUUACCUAAUGGCGAAUUACUAAUUGUUGAUCUCUUCAACAGGAAAGUCAAGCUUCUUGACACCAAUUACCUGCUGAUCGCAGAACUGAGUGUUACUUCAGAUCCUAUAAGCGUUUGUUCCAUUGCAGACAACAAAGCGGCUGUUACAGUGAAUAAUCUUUGGGAGAACAAAGGGAAUGUAAAUUUCUACACGAUUAACAACGGGGCGAUACAGCUGGAGAAGAAAUUUCCUAUGCUGCAUGAGUGCAUAUCCAUCGCCCACCACCAAGGUCAGCUGUAUGUUGGCUCAUCCCAGGCCAUUUACCUCUACACAAGGAAUGGUGAGUUUGUAAAGAAAGUGUUUGAAGACACUUUGAAUGUUGGGGUAUGGUCUAACCGAUUAGCCAUAGGCAAUAAUGGUAAAACGUUAUAUGUUACUAACGAUAACACCGAUGAAAUUAUAACACUGGACAACAUGGGAAACAAAAUAUCAACGUUCAAAGACCCGCAGUUAAAAUCACCUGUAGGUAUACACGUGAGUGCUAGUGGACACGUAUUUGUUUGUGGAAUGGAUUCUCACACAGUAAUGCAGGUGGACAGUGAGGUCAGGCAAAAGCUGGCCGUACUGGCUGGGAGCGAGGAUGGUCUGUUUUUCCCUCGACCGGUGUGGUUCUGCACUCGUACAUCCUCCCUCAUUUUAGGAGAGGAUGCAAGCAACAAAAUACUGGUUUUGAAAUUCGAUUGA
This is a messenger RNA of Mya arenaria, 1674 nucleotides long. RefSeq lists its product as uncharacterized. The coding region runs from base 1 to 1674 and encodes 557 amino acids. The transcript has 2 exons. The record is from RefSeq and is a predicted model, not a curated record. Lineage: Eukaryota; Metazoa; Mollusca; Bivalvia; Myida; Myidae. Gene Ontology annotation, molecular function: zinc ion binding.